Copidosoma floridanum is the source of this 2422-nucleotide messenger RNA. RefSeq names its product facilitated trehalose transporter Tret1-like. Lineage: Eukaryota; Metazoa; Arthropoda; Insecta; Hymenoptera; Encyrtidae. Gene Ontology annotation, cellular component: membrane. Gene Ontology annotation, molecular function: transmembrane transporter activity. The record is from RefSeq and is a predicted model, not a curated record. Gene Ontology annotation, biological process: transmembrane transport.
UACACCCAUCGCUUGACAACUGAUUGACAUCUAAAUUAUCCAUGUACAUUGGCAAAAUAUACAUACAUAUAUAUAUAUAUAUGUGUAUAUAUUGUCGAGAGAGAAAGUGGUCAAUGUGCACGAAGAAGCUGGCCAAUCUGGAGCAACGAAAGUUGUCACGCGACUUUUCCAGCAACUUUAUCAGUAAAAUAGGCGAAUUUCUCAGUAUUCGUUGAUACAAAUGUGUAUCAUAACUUACAUAAAUUAGCGUGUAACCAGUGGUACGGAUUUUUUUUCUUUUUCACGAUAAUGGAUCCCUCGCCUAAUGAAAGCCGUCCAGGAGGCCAGGACUCGACGAGAAUUUCAAAGGUCAGAAAUCUCAUGUCGCAAUGCCUCGUUGUGUUGGUGUUCAACAUUGUCAAAUUCAGCUCGGGCACUUCUUUGGGCUUUACGGUUGUUCUGCUCGGCAAGUUUCACAACGAGACGACUUUCGAGAUACCGAUGUCCCUGGCGUACCAGUCGUGGUUCGGCGCCUACUGUUUCACGGGACCGGUUGGUGCCAUAGCGAUUGCCAUAGUGGCCCACCUGAUUGGUAGCCGAACCACCCUGCUACUGGGCUCGUCGCUCUUCGUAGCCUCCUGGGUGAUAUUUUACUACGCGAGAAGCGCCGCGCAUCUUUUGAUCGCCCAAGCCAUCGUGGGCAUCAACAUAUCCACGAUCCUCGGGCCCGGCGUCGCCUACGUCGUCGAGAUCUCCCAGCCUAACUUGAGGAGCACCUUCAUGGCAACCACCAACCUCUCCAUGAUCCUCGGCCAAUUUUUCACGGUGCUGUUGAACAAUUGGCUGCACUGGAGGACCAUCGUACUUGUAAACCUGGCCUUCCCGAUCGUCGGACUGGUGUCCAUGUUCUUCUUCCCGGAGAGUCCUCACUGGCUCGCGAGUAAGGGAAAAUACGAGGAGGCCGAGCGCUCCUUGGCAUGGCUGCGAGGCUGGGCCACGCCGGAAGACGUGGAGGUCGAGUUCCGUCUGCUCCGGGAGACGCAGCAAAAAUCGAGGAAAGAUCUCUCAACGAGCUCAUUGACCGGCCGACGCCGCCUGGCCAAUAUGUUCAAACUCUACGUAGAGCGGUCAUUCUACAUCCCCCUGGCGAUCAUCUGCCUGACGUUCUUGAUACAGGCGCUGGUUGGCAGUCACACCGUCCAGACGUUCGCGAUCAGGCUGUUCAAAAUACUGAACUCCCCGUUGGACAAAAAAAUGGCUGGCACGAUCUUUGAUGGGCUGCGCAUCGCCGGUGCCAUAGUCUGCAUAUCGACGGUCCACCUGUUGGGCAGGAGAAAGCUGAUGUUCUUUUCGUUGGCCGCGGGUGCGAUCACCUACCUCAUGGCCGCUGUGUCGAUUCACCUGACGACGCGCAAGUACCUCGAGGCCGAGGUGUACCUGUACUUGCCGUCGGUUAUGAUAAUCGCGUCAACGUUCGUCUUUGCCGCUGGUCUGGACAAGGUCGUGAACAUGCUCAACGGCGAGCUCUUCCCCAGCAGGUUCAGAAACGUGGGCACGGGGGUCGGGUCGUUCGUCGGGGCCGUAUUCUCCAUGAUCAUGUCCAAGCAGUUUCUGUACAUGAUUGAUUACAUGACGAUCCAGGGAGUCUUUUUGUUCUUUGGCGUUAUGAGCGCGUUCGGUUUCGUACUGCUGUACAGGAUGAUUCCCGAAACAGAGGGAAAGACUUUGAUGGAGAUCGAGGAGCAUUACGCUCAGGCUCGAAGUUUCAAGGAUUGCGAGAUCCAGAGUAAAACGCAGGUCUAUCGGGUUGCUUGAGCCUUGAAAGGCAGGCUAAGCGUGUUGGAAUUUUUUAGUGUUUUGCGAAAUCUGUAUGCACAAACUGGUAUACCAGUGGUGUGGUAAAUGAUGGAGAACAUUCCUAUUGCUAUAGUUCUUUCGUACGUACGUCUGGCCUUGUUUUUUUUUUUUUUUUUUUUUUUUUAUUUGUAUCUGCGUGCGUUUGGACAAAACUGCAAGCCAAGCUGAAUCGUCUUUCAGAGAAGCGCGUUGCGUUGAAUUUGCGCUCAUCGCCAAAUUUGCAACUUAGCUAUUCGCGCUUAUUCCUUGUUUUUUUUGUUGUUCAGUUCAUGUCACGAAGAUGCGUCGGAGUGAUUUUGUUUUGUAUUUUUACUAAAAGUUUAUUUUUUAGAAACAGUCAAUGAAUUGUACAUACUGAAAAUUGCAUAGUUUUAAGAUAUUCUACCAAUCUAGCUGUACUUAUGUUUUUUUUUAGGCACGAUAAAGUGUUGUUAAUAGGCUUGAAACAACAUGUAAUAAGUCGCACAAAUUGACAAUUGGGCGAAAUUCCAUGAUUUCAGAUGAAGUAUUUUUCAGAAAAAAGAAAAAAAAAAGAUUUGUAAAUAGGCUAAUAUAAACACGUUUAAUUAUAAUAAGUAAAUACUAA